This is a messenger RNA of Blastomyces dermatitidis ER-3, 3252 nucleotides long. Its product is annotated as pfs domain-containing protein. Gene Ontology annotation, molecular function: catalytic activity. The record is from RefSeq and is a predicted model, not a curated record. The transcript is spliced from 2 exons. Lineage: Eukaryota; Fungi; Ascomycota; Eurotiomycetes; Onygenales; Ajellomycetaceae. Bases 743 to 1729 code for a protein of 328 amino acids. Gene Ontology annotation, biological process: nucleoside metabolic process.
CAAACCUUCAUCCUGAGCCAAAUAUCAAUUCUUUCGCAGUUUAUGGGACCUGCUGCUCCCAUUCGUUGUUCCCCUGUUACAGGUUCUACUCGAUAUUUGAGAUUCGUUGGCCCUGAGAACAAGAAGCUGUAUUGACACCGGAUAUGGGCUCGUUCACCAUCCACGGAUCCGGGCGCUUAGAACCAAGGGCUAUGUAAGACGGUUAGGCUGGCCCUGGGGAUAAGGAGCUGUAUUGGUGUCAGACAUGGGCCCGUUCACCAGGGAUCCUGGCGCUUAGAACUGUGAACUGUGUAAGGCUGGAUGGAUCUAUUGCAAGGUCAAGGAUUAAAUAAAUAUGUUCCUGAUUGACAAUCAUUUUUCCAGGGGCGAGCUGGUGAGUUUCCUGCAGGUGCCAUUGGCCUGUCUCAAGCAACAGUCCAAUGUUUCCAACAUGAAUUCUCUAUAACCGCCCGCUGGCAGAAUUCAAGCUGUUCAAAGGUCUCUGGGCGGGAGCCCCUGAACGUACCGUGUGUAUGUCGAGAAUAUAUAAACAUCGAUGGGGCACCCACGUUGCGAACAAUGACUCUACAACAUAAUCACUAUUCUGCAACUUCACUAUCUUAGUUUGUCCCCUAUCGAGAAGCCAUCUAGAAUUGGCAAACCCUUCCAGAAUAUAUCCCGCGUUGCCUUUAAGGAUUGACUUCCACGUCCCAGCGGCUUUCGAACAAUAUCUUUCCCGCGGAACUACGCAGAAACAAACAUAAUGAGUUGUCCUCCACUCGGCGAAUUUCAUAUCGGUUGGAUCUGUGGCCUUCCAAUCGAGGCUGCCGCCGCUAGCGCAAUGCUCGAUGAAGAAUUUGGAGUUCUCGAUCAGCAAGAUCCAGCAGAUAAAAAUAUCUACAAACUUGGCCGAAUGGGCAAACACAACAUUGUGAUUGCCUGCCCAUCUACAAGACCAAAUGGACCUGCCUCAGCUGCCAUAGUCGUUAAUAAUAUGGUUCGCACGUUCCCUCAAUCCUUGCGGAUCGGCCUCAAGGUUGGGAUUGGAAGUGGUCUUCCGUCUGCCGUACACGACAUACGCCUUGGUGAUGUUGUCAUUAGUUACCCGUUUGAUAAAUGUGGAGGGUUACUUCAAUAUGACUUGGGAAAGUGCGUCGAUGGUAGUGAGCUUUAUCGGACUGCUUCCUUGAAUAACCCUCCAAGUUUAUUGUUGGCAGCAGCCAACGUUAUGAGGGCCGCUGAGUUCAUAGAGGAUCCUCGCUAUCCGCAAUACAUGAAAGAUGCAGUCGGCAGAAAUGCCCUGACUAGGAAGAAUUUCAAUCGACCUAGCGUGCAAGACGAUCGGUUAUUCAGAAUCGAGCGUGAACACCCUGCUGGCGCGGCUGGCUGUGAGGGAUGUCCGAAAAAGUGGGAGGUGUCUAGACAUGAACGCGAAUGCAAUGAUCCACGGACGCACUACGGUAUUAUCGCCUCUGGGAAUGCCGUUAUAAAGGAUGGACGGAAAAGAGAAGAUUUUCAGUUGGAAACUGGGGCUCUGUGUGUUGAUAUGGAGGCAGCGGGUAUGGUGGCCGACUUUCAUUGCCUCGUUAUCCGCGGUAUCUGCGACUAUUCGGAUUCGCACAAGAACAAGCAAUGGCAAGGAUAUGCAGCCCUCGCGGCCGCAGCGUAUGCCAAAGACUUGCUGGGGUAUGUACCCAAAGGCAAUUCUUCGAAGGAGGUGCACGCAAAGGUUAUUCUACGAAAAUUUUAGCUGAAGAAGUUUAGAGAGCCGCCAAUCAGCGAUCUGAGAGAGCAUUCAAUCAAACAGAACAACUCUAUCGCGAGGAUACGGCUAAAGUGUUGGCUGAUGAGCGGCGACUGUGUCACCAGGCUUGCAAAAUAUCCAAUUAUGAGCGACAGAAGGACAUCAAUCCGUAUAGACUACCAGACAUGUAGCAUCCAAAUUACCCCCGCUGGCGGGACAGAUUUAUUACUGUGGAUAUCAGCUAGCCCUCUGGCUGUUUUGUAAUCCGUCCUAGCGAGAUCCCCUGUCGACGAGGACCGACCUGAAAGAAACUUGGUGGGCAAUAAUUUUGUUUAUUAUUCUUUUAAGUUAUCGGAGUUCAUGGUAUAUAAAAUUCUUUAACCUUUGAUAUUCCGUGGUCUUGCCGCUCAUGCGUAUUUCUUAUCUACGGUACAAAGUACAUGUACAUUAAUCCGUACACACAACUACGUCAUUUCACCAUUUGCAACCCUCAUUUCUUCAUUUUUAAAUCGGCACAGCUCAGCAGGGAAUUCUGAAACAAACUGGCAACAACUUCUAUAUAUAUAUAUAAUCGCAUGAGGGGGCUGAACAUCUAUCCGUGAACUCACUUGUGAUUGAAGCUAUUGAAUUCCUAAUAUACAUAUCAAAUACCUUGCUCUUUUCCAUAUCUCUGUGUUUAUUUAUAGCAACACUUGAUGAUUGCGGGGCCGCAUGUCAGCGACAAUUAGCCUCCCUUUCUUCAUUUUUCGUCAUUUUUUUCACUUUCAAUUUUUAAAGUUAAAGGAAUCAACAAAUCGUUCAACAGCAGUUUUUGUUUAAUUAAACAUAUCAUUUCUUAUGAGUGUACUAGUAGUCUUGUCUUCACAGUAUGAUGAUGUUCUGUCAGUCUCGAUUCUGUUCGGGACAUCUCAGUAUUCUUCAUUAAUUUUCAUAUUGCAAUUUUUUCUCUUGCCACUGUCCUCUUUUCUUUUUCUCAUCGUUGUUUAGCGCGGCAAGGGAGGUUGAAUGGACCCUGUAGAGGCGCAAGGGGCAGGGAGGGACGUUAUCGAAGCCAGAAAUAGCCGGUUGAGCCGCCACCCGAGCCGGCUCGUUUUGGAUUUGGAAUUUGCCCUGCUGUUGCGGCCACGCAUGGCGAAACUCCUGUAACUAAUAAUAAUAAAGAAUUAUGCGGUCCGUCAGUUCCCGGAUUCGCUGCUGGACCAUAGUGUCGUGUCGAAGCACAUCGCUAGAUGUGCUCCCAGAGUAAAGCCGAGACAAAAGAGCUCCUGUUCGGAAACGCGGGCGUGUCCAUUGGACCUCGAAAGUUAAACACCGCCCCUUGGCAGCUACAUACGUAUAGCAGAGCUGGGGUGGAAGCAGCUGUUUGGACGUAAAAAAAUAGAGAAAAUAAAGAUAUAAGGGGGAAAACGACAUCACUACUGUACUGCACGGCACCCUCAGUACGGAGUACAUAAAAAGAAAAGCAAAACAAAGGCUGGUAAAUGAGAUAGGCUGGAUUGGAGGCACUCGAGAAAAAGCGGCCUUGCCAG